Laetiporus sulphureus 93-53 is the source of this 1572-nucleotide messenger RNA. RefSeq lists its product as uncharacterized. The coding region runs from base 99 to 1166 and encodes 355 amino acids. The record is from RefSeq and is a predicted model, not a curated record. The transcript has 3 exons. NCBI's taxonomy places the organism in Eukaryota, Fungi, Basidiomycota, Agaricomycetes, Polyporales, Laetiporaceae.
GCGUGAUGCGAUCGCUUGAAUUCCUCCGAAAACUAGAUUCUUAGUCAUACCCACACAACUAGCUAGCUCGCCACCUCUGCUAUUGAGCACCACUCUACAUGGACGACGACAUAUCUCUCGGUGCAUCGGUUUGGGGUGCUCCCGCAUCGCCAGUGGCAAUCAAGCCCAUCUCGGCCGCGUUCACCCCCACUCUCUCAAGCGAGGAUGGCUUUGACGACUUUAAGGACUUCCAUACUCCAGCGGAGACGACUACUGCAACAGAUGAGGAGGUUGACGAUGAUUUUGGAGACUUUGGAGACUUUGGAGGGCCGCAGGGGGUUGAGUACUCCGCUGGGUUCGAUGAAGAGGUUGCAUUUGGGGAGGAGGUGCGGAUACCCGGUCCAUCAGGGAUUGAUUGGCAGCCGCUCCGGUUGGACCCCUCAUCAUCAAGGCAGGACUUGCAAGAGCAGGUCGACCACAUACUUGGCCCUCUAUGGGUCACUAUUGACGCGUCGCAGAUGUCGGAUAAAGAGAUACGUGAGGCUGCUGGUCUUAGCCAGACGUUGGUCACCUCCGAGAGUCGUAAACUGUUCGACCUGCUAUUACCCUCUGCGCCGCCGGCGUUUCAGCCCGUGAACUGGACACGGUCACGGAUACGCAGACGGCAUCUGAUAUCGCUGGGUAUUCCGGUGAACCUAGACGAAGUCCUACCACGCGCGAAUGGAAAGCUCCCUGCACUCGAAAUCACGACCAGACCGAUGUCUGCUCCACCUGGUCCCCGCACCGCUCCAGCACCACGAAGUCAUGCUUCAACGUGCAAUUCCGCGGCGGGUUCACCACGUCCAGGGACUCCUCAGACCGCCAUCGCAGCAUCUUCCUCUGCAGCCGCGCAGCUACGUCUUGGUCCCCGUCCAGAGCUCAAUGAAACGAAACUAUCACAAUUGCUUGAUCUAAACCCAGAUAAACUGCUACAGCAACCUAUCUCUGCACUGGAGAAGUACUUGGCCGAUCUCCAGGCGCAAACGAUCAACACGUCAACGGUCUUGACGUAUCUGCUGCAGACACGGGACGCUCUGCAGCAAGACUCGGAGACGUACAAUAAGUUGAUAGGCGAGAUGGUUGGGGAGGCGCAAAAGAUCAAGACAGGGAAACGACUAGGAGGCAGUAAACGCAGUACUUUAUCAUAGCUUCCGGAUACCAUCGACAUCGCAUGUGAGCCAUAUCUUGAUGGGCGUGCUUUGCAUUUCAUGCGUCAACGCUGGUGCAGCAGAAUCCCGAUGCGUAUGGCAGUCUGCAAUGGCCGCUGCUCGCACAGAUGGAUAUCUUUGUCGACCACUGCCUCUCAGUGAUCGCGCAUGGAGGCACGAACCUUUUCUCUCAAAGUCGUUGAGGGCCAGGGUGAUACCUCAGGCGUAACAGUUGCGUUCGGUUGCAGAUGUCUGCUUUAUGACAUUGUUCUGCGCGAGCUGGAACGUUGUUAUACUUACAUAAACAGUACUUGUUGUUCAGAAUUCUCACAUUCAUAGAGGAGAUCCCGCCUGACGGACGUUCCAUUGACCAACCGUUUGACGGAAGCGUCGGAGCGGAGCCCGC